Molecule: messenger RNA, 2241 nt
Organism: Exophiala xenobiotica
Lineage: Eukaryota; Fungi; Ascomycota; Eurotiomycetes; Chaetothyriales; Herpotrichiellaceae
Exons: 2
Coding region: 625-2106 (493 amino acids)
Molecular function (GO): succinate-semialdehyde dehydrogenase (NAD+) activity
Source: RefSeq, a predicted model, not a curated record
GGCCCAGACUCUUACGGCAUCAGUCAAUUUAACCACGCCAGUCGGGCUAUCGACGCCCAUUACGGCUCAAAUACGAGGGAUUCUUCCAAAUAAAUCGAUCGCCAUUAUGAUUGUCGCCACCACGCUGCCCCUUUUACGCUUUUCAUGCUCAAUAGUAGUUGGACUCAGGCCCCUCUAGAAAUUCCACCGCAACAUGGAAGUAUAGAUCGCUGAUGGACUGCUCAGUGGAAGGAAGUUGGAGCCCGUUGAACUCUCCCCAGAUAAGGAGGCAGAUAGCAGCCUUGCAGUGUACUAACAAUCGCUCAGCCUCAGGAUACUUGCAGCCACCAGAGCCGACAGAGGCGAUACCUCAAUCGAUGAUGGUCGGUUACUCCAACAUGAAUCCCAUCAGUCCCUCGGAUGAUUCGCCGAGUCCUAGGCAAGUUACUGUCCUCAAUCGGCCGUGAGGAAUUUCCUGUAUGCCUCCGACAAGUCCCCGCAAAUGGUCUUGUGCAUCUCCAACGCCCAUGAUGUGGGGUUUGACAACCUAUAUCAUUGUCGUGCUUGUGGGUUGUUCGCAAUUUAUCAAGCUGUGUCGCUGUAAGACAUCAUUAAAAGAGCAGAACUCCUCCCUGGACAGACACCAUGGCGCCGAAAACCUUGAACGAUCUCAAACGCAAAGAUCUAUUCCAAACCAAAGGCUACAUCAACGAAGAAUGGGUCGACGCCGUGUCUGGCAAGACGUUCGACGUCUACGAUCCAGCCACCCUCGACAAGAUUGCCACGCUCCCCGAAAUGGGCGCCGAAGACACUAAUAAAGCCAUCGAAUCCGCCCACGCAGCCUUCAAGACAUUCAAGAAAUCCAGUGCCCGCCAAAGAGCUCGCUGGCUGCGCAAGUGGAGCGACUUGUGCCUCGAACAUGCUGACGACCUCGCAUUGAUUCUGACCCUGGAGAAUGGCAAAACUCUGACUGAAGCCAAAGGGGAGGUGACCUAUGCUGCCUCCUUCCUGGAGUGGUUCGCCGGUGAAGCUGAGCGUACUCACGGCGAGGUCGUUCCUCCCGCGAACCUCAACCAGCGCAUCUUGACGUUCAAGCAGCCCAUCGGUGUUGCGGCAUGCCUGGCUCCAUGGAACUUCCCCAUCGCCAUGAUCACGCGCAAGGUCGGUGCGGCACUUGCAGCAGGGUGCACUACCGUCUGGAAACCGGCUGGUGAGACGCCUCUUAGCUGUCUUGCCCAGGCGGUUCUCGCGCGCGAAGCUGGCUUGCCCAAGGGCUCGUUCAACGUGAUCACGACACUCAACCUUGUCAACGAAGUCGGCGAGGCGCUGUGUAAGAACAAGCUCGUCCGCAAAUUGAGCUUCACGGGCAGCACUCGUGUUGGCAAGAUCCUUGCGAAACAAUGCAGUGACAGCCUCAAGAAACUGUCGCUCGAGCUUGGUGGAAAUUCGCCCCUGAUUAUAUUUUCGGAUGCGAAGAUUGAGACUGCGAUUGAAGCCUGUAUUCUGGCCAAGUUCAGAAACUCGGGACAGACUUGCGUGACGGCGAACCGCAUCUUUGUGCAGAAAGGGAUUUACGACAAAUUUGCCGAGGCACUGACCGAGAAGAUCAAGACGUUGAAGGUCGGCCCAGGCACGGAAGAAGGAGUGUUCGUAGGGCCGUUGACGCAUGAGCGUGCAGUUGAGAAGGCCAUGAACCAUAUCAAUGAUGCUAAAAAACAUGGCGGUCAAGUCGUCUUGGGAGGAGGACCCAUGGAGGGUAUGAAGGGAUAUUUCCUCCAGCCAACCGUCAUCAAACAUAUGAAACCAGAAAUGAUAACGACUCGUGAAGAAACUUUUGCUCCGGUGGUCGGUCUGUAUGAGUUUGACACUGAGGAACAAGUCGUGGAUAUGGCGAAUGAUUGCGAUGUCGGCUUGGGAAGCUUUAUCAUCACCGAGAACAUGGCCAGAGCCUUCCGGGUCACUGAGGCCUUGGAGGUCGGUAUGGUGGGCGUCAAUCUCGGCUUGUUGAGUGCCUGUGAGAGUCCAUUCGGUGGUGUGAAGGAGAGUGGCUAUGGCCGAGAAGGCGGACGGCAGGGUAUCGAGGAGUAUCUGAGCGUCAAGUCGAUGUUGAUAAACGUUGCCAAUUAGUUUGGUGGAAUUGGUCCCGUCGUGGAUGUCGAAAACAACAUGCAUUCAUUCUUUCUUCUUCAGCAUCUUUGAUUUCUGCUGACUCCCUGCACGGAGUUCUCGGUAGAACAACAAUGAAUAUCCCGUCAAAAGCAC